AGCGGGAUAUAAGUUGUUGGAGUGAGUCUAUAGGUAUAUAAAGAGUGAAUCUAUAGGUGAAAGAAGAGAGCAACAAGGGUGAAAAAAAGCAGAAGAAACGAGAAAAAGGGAGGAAAUAAGAUAGGAAGAUGGAUCCAUUAAGACGUUUGAAUCAACAACGGAAAAUAAGAAAGGAGAGGGAGGAUUUAACAGAGGAAAUGUUUUUUAAAGAGGAAGACUGGAAAAAGGAAAGAAAUGAAUUAAAAGAAAAAAUAGAGAAAUUAGAAAAUAAAAUGGAGUUUAAAGAGGAAGAAUGGAAAACGGAAAGUAAUAAAUUGAAAGAAAAAAUAGAGAAAUUAGACGUGAGAUUAGAGAAGUGCGAUGAGCAACAUUUGAUGCAGUCAGAAUUGGAUAAGAAUAAUAGUGUCGCUUCUACUUCGAUUACGCCUCAACUGCAAAGUAUCCGACCAACCACUAGUAGAACGGAGUCUACUCGAGAUAACGACGAUGACAACUUGACGGCCGGAACUUCUGGCACAUCCGAAAAUGCACAAUGCCAGAAUUCUAAUGUUUCUAAGCCGAGUGGAUUAAACAAGCCAAAUGUCGCAAAUACAGUAUCGAACAUUAAGGAAAAUGAUGCUUUUCCAGUUACUUCGGAUGAUGUCAACAGGUCAGUAACCAAAUUAGAUCAGUCUGCGCCUGGAAACUCUCGCAACGUGAACAAUACAUCUAAUACUAGUAAUGAUAACAAUGAUGAGAUUGUUAUGUGUAAAUGUCGGAAACCUGUGACCACAUAUGUAACUAAAAAAGAAGGACCAAAUCAAGGACGUGCGUUUUACAAAUGCGCUAAACGGCGGGAAGAUCCAUACCGUUGCAACUUUUUCUUGUGGGCUUGAUAACAGCGCCGAUAUCUGGCGAAUGAAAGGUCAUACGAGGACUAAAUGUCCAGAUAGGGUGAUGGACUGACAAAUGAAUUUUUUCCAAAUAAUAUUAAUAAAUAAUGUACAGUUUAUAACAAUUAGAGUUGUAAAAAGCUUAAUUAGAACGCAGCAGUAUCAAUACGGCUUUUAUAUCUGUAAGACUUGACUUCUGCCUUAUGAAACGAUAACAGAUUUCCGUUUGAACAAAGCGAUUCGAUAAUUAAUUAAUACUAUUUUAUAGUUAUUGUAUUCUAAUAAGUAACGCAAGUUACAGUGUUUAAUAUAAUAAACGACAACUCAUUUGUUAUGAGAAAAUUUUUCAAUCUCUAAUUCUUCUGCAAGUGAACUGUUUAUGUUAACUAUAGAAAAAUUAACAUUAUUGUCAAUAAUUAUCAUUAUAUAUGCUUCUAUUAGCGUUCUGCUAAAAAAUGAUACAUUUAUUUCAGUAAUAUUUAAAUACUAUAGGAAACUUUCCAGCAAGAAACACGCACAUAUCGACAGGAACCAUUCUGUCUUUUACAGAUAUUAAGAAAAACAAAAACAGGGUGACUUUGAUAUUCCUGUUAAAAAAACAUCCAUAGAAAACGAUAAAAACAAACGAUAUAAUCGUUUUUAAUCAUAGUUAUGAACUACGAUCGAUACAAUAAAACACGAUAAAUUAUAUGGCAGAUCCUAUCAGUUUCUAUCGUUUUCUAUCGAUUUUUUUAACAGGUAAGUAACUCUUGCUGAAAAGCAUCCACUGUUUGGUUAUGACAAUGUGACUUGAUGUGACCAAGUAUGUACAAAUGGCUAUAUCCUCUCUUGAGUCAUUUGACUUUACUUUAAUUUUUGAAGCUAGUGCAGUAGGUAUUUUCAUUAUGUAUGUUUUCUUACAUCAUGAGUAUUUUCACAAAUAUAUUUCUUUACACUUA
Wasmannia auropunctata (little fire ant) is the source of this 1810-nucleotide messenger RNA. RefSeq lists its product as uncharacterized. Gene Ontology annotation, molecular function: zinc ion binding. The record is from RefSeq and is a predicted model, not a curated record. NCBI's taxonomy places the organism in Eukaryota, Metazoa, Arthropoda, Insecta, Hymenoptera, Formicidae. Bases 129 to 875 code for a protein of 248 amino acids. The transcript has 4 exons.